Benincasa hispida (wax gourd) is the source of this 2043-nucleotide messenger RNA. Lineage: Eukaryota; Viridiplantae; Streptophyta; Magnoliopsida; Cucurbitales; Cucurbitaceae. The record is from RefSeq and is a predicted model, not a curated record.
UAAAAUGUUAAUAAAAACGCUAUUUCAUGGUAUAAACUCAAUUAUUUUUAUUUUUUGUUUUUCUUUUAAAGAAGAAUAAAGUAUUUGACAAUUAUAAAACCAAUGAGGUCAUAUUUGUCUGAACCAAACAACACAACCAGAUGGAAAAAUUAUCUUACCAAAAAAAGAAUAAGAACCUUUGGUUGCCCAUUGAGUCGAUCCAUUUGCCAUCGAAUUUUGUGAAUGCCGAAUGUGUCUAAAUUAAAUUUUAUUAAGAAAUAAAAACAACAUUUCUGUUCUUUUUUUGUUAUACAUUAUGUUAGUUUGUUAAUAAGGAAGUUGGGCUUUGUUAAGUCCAUUCCCUUUCUCUUCCAUUCUGUUUUGUUCUGUGUAUAAAGAAAUGAGCUCACUUGUAUUUAUGAGUACAAAUCAGUCAAUAAAGAGUGAUCUUAUUUGUUUUAUUCAAUGUGGUAAUAUGGUAUCAAAACGAUUUUUUUCCACAUUGAUUUACUCUUUCGAUUCAUCAUCUCUUGAUACACUUUCAGAUCAUCCUCGUCCGUGAACUCAUCCUCACCAUGACUACAGGAGAAGAUUUAACACCUAUAAACUCGAGGAUUCCACCUCUUAUGAACACUGAUCUAGAAGUGUAAUUAAAUCCAUAUCUCCUACAUCAUUCGAUUGUUCCGACUGCUAAUCUUGUAUCUCAACCACUUGCUGGAUCAAGCAACUACUCAUCAUGGAGUAAAGCAAUGCGUCUGACAUUUUCUGGUAAGAACAAAUUAGGGUUUAUCAUUGGAACAAUUCAGAAACCAUCAAUGGAAGGAAGUCUAUGUUUGCUUGGCAAUGUAACAAUGAUGUCAUUAUGUCAUGGAUCAUCAAUUCAGUAUCAAAAGAAAUUGUUGCAAGCCUCGUAUAUACUGGAAAUGUGAAAGAAAUCUGGGAUGAAUUGAAGGAAAGAUAUCUUUAGUCCAAUGGCCCUCACGUAUAUCAGUUGAGGCAAGAUCUUGUAACAACGAUACAAGGUAAUUCAUCUGACAUAUUAUGCUAAAAUUGCUACAAUAUGGCAAAAUCUUGUUGAAUAUCGCCCUGUUGAUGAAUACCAUUGUGGAGGCUUGAAGAAGAUGCUUGAAUUUCUUAAUGUCGAAUUUGUCAUGAUAUUUCUUAUGGGACUGAAUAAAUCAUACAAUCAAAUUCGAGCUCAAAUCCUCUUAAUUGAUUCUUUGUCGGCUAUCAACAAAGUUUUUUCACUGAUAAUUCAAGAAGAAAGACAAAGAUCGAUUUGUCAGAAUUCUUCAUCAGUUGAAUCUAUCACUUUAAUGGCAAAUAUUGAUGGAAUCAAAAGAAGUGAAUCUGCUAAAUUUAAAAGGAAAUAUGGACAACGUUUGAUAUGUUCCUACUGUGGAAUAAAAGGACACAUUGUGGAUAAAUGCUACAAACUUCAUGGAUAUCCACCAAGCCAUAGAUUAUACAACUAUUCCAUUCAUCAGAAAGAUGCUAUCUUAAACUCAUCUUCCUCCACUAUAGCAACAUCAAAGAAAAACAACACUGCAGAAAAAUCUAAUCAGUCGACAUUCUUUGCAAGCCUCACUAAUAAUCAGUAUUCACAAUUGAUGACUAUGCUGCAGUCUCAUCUUUCCAUUUCACAGAAUGAAGAGAUCAUCAAAACUAAAACAACUCAUGUAGCAGGACAAGUUAAACUUGAAAAUGAUUGGGAUGGUUGAUCUAUGGCCUUUACUUGUUAUCAACACUCACUGAUAGAGAUAAAGGUAAUAUGCAGCAUGUUAUGCCUUGUAAAGCAUCUACCUAUAUAUGGCAUCAACGUUUGGGACACCCUUCAACUGCCAGAAUGAAGGAGUUAUCAAAUAUCUUGUCAUUCUUUGAUCCUAUAUCAAGUCAUGAUCAUUGUCAUGUUUCUCUGUUAGCAAAACAACCUAGAUUUUCAUUUCCUGCAUUGAAAAAAGUUGUUGAUGUAAUUUUUGUUCUUAUUCAUUGUGACAUAUGGGGACCUUUUCAAAACCCCACACAUGCUGGAUUUUCUUACUCUGUGACCUUAGUUGAAGAUGA